Messenger RNA from Rangifer tarandus platyrhynchus (Svalbard reindeer), 687 nucleotides. The record is from the annotation of a GenBank genome assembly. NCBI's taxonomy places the organism in Eukaryota, Metazoa, Chordata, Mammalia, Artiodactyla, Cervidae.
AUGAUGCUGGCAGCCGGUGAGGACAGGUUCUGGGAGGAGGAGGUCGAGCGGCGGCGGCCACCGUGGCCCCGGCUUUCCUCGGUUGCGGUGCCCGGGAAGGCCCGCUUGGGGCUGCAGCUCUCGGGACAGCCCCGCCACCCCUGCGCUGCCCCUAGCCUCAGCUCGCCGGCAGGUGCGCCGUGGAGGCGCGCGGAGGAGCGCCGCCCGCCAGCAGCCCGGCGGGGAAGCGGGGCGCCGGCGGGGAAGCCGGGGCCGGAGGCGGCCGCACCAAGAGAUGCCCGCACACGCGCCCGCAUUGGCGGGCGCCGCGCUCCGGCCCGGGAAAGUGGCCGGCCCGGUGCGGGGACUCGUCGGCUGCAGCCGAGCCCUGGCGCUCGGGGCUGGACCCCGCGGAGGCGGGGCGCCGGGAAGCCGCCGCCGGGCGAGCGCGCUUCGGGAGGACCGGGCGGCGGGCGGGCGCCGCGGACUCCGAGCUCCCGGCCUUGGACGCCGCUUACCCAGCUCGGAGAUGUCGGUCUGUCCUUCCGUCCCUGGUCCGACCGCUUCGGCCGCCGGCUACCGAGGCCGGCGCGCUGCCUGCUCCUCCGGCUGCCCACGGCUCGAGAUCACGCGGACGAUCGCAUCCACAUGGAGUCCAAAUUCAUUAAAAUCCACGUCAAGCCACCAGCCACUUAUCUGUAUUCCUGA